AGUAGUUUAUAAAUGCCCUUGACCGUUUUAACGCGGACAGAACUGUUAGUUGCUCUAACAUUCAACAUGGCCACCUGAUAUGUAGCAGACGAUACAGGUGGUAUGAAAAAUUGUAAAUAAAAUUCAGUUUUACUUUUAAUUAUGAGUGGACGUGUGCAGAAAGAAAGUGGCGAUGAAUCUGAUCGUAUUGAAGAUGCAGUGGAUCCUAGAGUGCAGAUUGAACUUGAAAGAUUAAAUACUGCUACUGAUGAUAUUAACAAACUUGAAGUUGAUUUGGAUGAAGCAAGAGCAACUUUUAGGGAAUUACUUUGUGAAUCUACAUUAAAAAUUGAUAGCUUAGCUAAGAAACUUGGUACAUGUAUUGAUAAAUCUAGGCCAUAUUAUGAUGCUAGAUUUAAAGCAAAAGAAGCUUUACAUGAAACACAAAAGGCUGCAAUUAGAUUUGAAAGAGCCAAUAGUCAGCAUGCAGCAGCAAAAGAAAUGGUUUACUUAGCUGAAGAAGGAUUAAGAACAGAGGGAAGAUGUUUUGAUCAUGCUUGGCAGGAAAUGUUAAAUCAUGCAACUGCCAGAGUUAAUGAAUCUGAGCAUGAACGAGCUUUAUCAGAAGCAGAACACAGACAUACUACUGCUCUAUAUCAUAAAGCAGAACAUGAAGUUCAAAGAUUACAACGUGAACUAAAACGUGCAAUUGCUAAAUCUAGUAUGGGUGCACGUCGCAGCUUGCUUCUGAUAAACAGUAUCGCCUACAGGCACAACUUGCUCAUGUUGCCAUAUUACGAAAUGAAAGCGCAUUUUAAUCAAAUGUUGGAAGAACAAAAAUUAAGAGUAAGUGCAUUAGAAAGAUCAGUUGGUGAAGCUAAAAUGACGUAUGCAGAAGCACUCAGAAAUUUAGAAAAAAUCAGCGAUGAAAUUCACAGGACUAGAAAAUAUGAUGGAGCGGAUGAUUUUGAUAAAUCUUCGAGAGAUACCAUUGACCAACAACCUUCUUUACAACCCAAUACAACAACUUCAACUGAUUCUAGCGUUACUGGAUCACCCGAUAGUACAGAUUAUACUAGUGAUGAAUACUUACGCCUUCCUGAUAAGAUGAGUCCUAAUACACAAUGCCCUGUGCCUACAAGAAUCGAUAGAGAGCUUUCUUCUGAAUAUUUGGGCCUAAGCAAUUUGAAUCUCUCAUCCACAGAACCUCGAAAAUAUAUAAAGCGAGACCGUCCAAAAAGCAUUGCAGCAACUGAUACAAAACAUAUCAUAACGCUAAAUCAGACAAGUUCUUCAACUUCAAGAUUAUCAGACUUAUCAAAUAUUCUUUCUCCUAUAGAAAAACGAGUAAAAAUACAAACACCAGUAGAUACAAAAAAUACUAAUACUACAGUACAAAAUGGAGAAGAAUGGACAGAAAUUAGUUUAAAUAAUUCUCCAGACGAGAUAUAUUACAAUAAUGAAGUAUAUUCUGACGAUGAAGAUCAAAUUCCUUACAAACCAUUACCAAUGGACUUAAGUCCGGAAAGUAAUAAUCCACCUGUUAAUGGUGCAAAUAUUGAAUCAUUCAAUGAAUUAUCUAGUCGAAAAAAAUUAGUAACUCAAAAAUCAUUACCUACUAUGCCAAAAGGAAACGAAAUUAGUUUAAGCAAUGAAAAGAAAAUAGAAGUAACAAGAAGUCCAUCAAUAAAAAAUAAAAGUAAACUUGAUACUAGUUUAACUAAUUGGAUAACCAGAAGUUCUGCUGGUAGUGAGGCUAGCGGAGGCAGUUCAGCUAAUUCGAGUAGAAGACAAUCUCUUGAUAUGUUAUGGAGUGCCGGCACGGGAGAAAAAGUAAAAGAGUUUCUCAAUCAUGGAAUGAUGAUAUUGAACAUAUCUAGCCUUACAGAUCGACGUUCUAACGAGCCAAAGAUAGUAGAUAGGGAUAAGGAAAAAUGUGAAAAAUCUGAAAAAGUGGAAGGAAAAGGAAAAAAAGUUCCUAGUCCAUUGGAAAAAACAAUGACCUAUCUUAAUGCUGAUGAAGAAACAUCCGAUAGUGAAAGUUUAGCAAGUGUGGAAAUGUUAACGGAGGAUCAGAUUUCUUCACUUAUGAUGGAACCUGACAUGAAUCAAGUAUGUCAAGAAAUUUUAGGAACACCUUUAGUUGAAGUGUGUCCAUUAUUGCAACAAUUGCAACAACAACAAUAGCACUACUUUUCUUGACAUUAAUGAUUUAAUCGAGUCGAAACAAAAAAAUAAUAGAAA
This is a messenger RNA of Apis florea (little honeybee), 2223 nucleotides long. RefSeq lists its product as uncharacterized. Gene Ontology annotation, cellular component: cytoplasm. Gene Ontology annotation, biological process: intracellular signal transduction. The record is from RefSeq and is a predicted model, not a curated record. Gene Ontology annotation, molecular function: protein kinase inhibitor activity. NCBI's taxonomy places the organism in Eukaryota, Metazoa, Arthropoda, Insecta, Hymenoptera, Apidae.